AUGAGAAUACUCGACUAUCAAUAUGGCGCUCCCGACAUGCACGAGUCAAAACCUCAACCUGUCACACCCGACGAAACGAGCAGCUCAUCAUCAAGCGCUAGAGUAGAAGACCGAGGCGAAACCACGCUUCCACUGCAUCAUCAGGUGCAAGCAACGCAAAGAAUGGGUACAGAAACCUGUGUUCCUUACAUCUUGGUCACGCCCACCAAGAGCGCUUCUUCGAGAGUGGAAGCGUCUCAAAAUACACCGAUCACAACAGCGUCACUCGACGAUGAAUCGUUGGAAUCUUCUGUGUUGCCAUCUCCUUCUCCACGGCACACGGACCAACUGAAUGCCGACCAUGUUCGUUUCUCCGUCAAUUAUCUGAAUCUGCAACACUUGUCGCCUACGAAUAUACAACUGGAAAAGCAUAAAAUCGAAGUCGUCCUGGAAACCUUUAUUCCGAAAUUGGUAUUGGAAGUCAUGGGAGGAGCAGGUGCGGUAUGGGGAUUCUCGGAGGCUAUUGGAUUGCGAACUUCCAUGAAUGCAUGGUUUUGGAGACCUGUCACCUUGUUUGCAGGUUCUCUCUUUUUCAUCCGUUGGUAUCGACAAGUGAAAGAGUUUAGUAGGCUGUAUGAUCUUCGACACAAACGAAGAUCCACUGUGGAAGGUGAAACAGCACACCUCCUGUGGCAAGAAAAUGUUUGA
This is a messenger RNA of Cylindrotheca closterium, 687 nucleotides long. Lineage: Eukaryota; Bacillariophyta; Bacillariophyceae; Bacillariales; Bacillariaceae. The record is from the annotation of a GenBank genome assembly.